AUCACCGCGGUGGGAUCGUCUGAGAUAUCACAAUUUUACGCUCCCCACUAAUUAAUCGGAAAGUCCGACAGUGAUUCUUGUUUCGUCAACCAAUCGGGAGGAAAGAUCAUUAGGGCUCGACCGUUUAGUUAUUGCAUAUAAACGAAACGUAUUGACAAAUACAAUAACAUGCAGUCAAAACUUCAUUGGGUUAUCAGCUGGAAGAAUAUGACACGAGUUUUGCGACCAUUCAACAGUGAAAGAAAUUUCUACAUUAAUUACCGCUGUUUUACUAAAGAAAACUCGAAAAGUGAAUUAAACCUCAAUCGUGUUAAUUUACGCUCGAUACAUAUUUUGACACCGUCUGUCUUUGCAAAUCAAAAAACACGCAAGAUGCCAUCCGUUGUCGAUAAUUAUCAUUCGCAAAUCUCGAGAUUUUUUCUAACUUAUGCAGCAAAAAACCCAUUGACUAAAAAUAGGUACGAUUACAUAGGUAAAAUACCAUUAUUAAACGCAUGUACAGUAGAAAUGUCAUUAAAACUUCGUGACUACAUUGAGAAAUGUGCCGUGUUGUGUUGUCCUAAGGACAUUUAUAUAUGUAAUGGUUCAGAUGUGGAAUAUACGCAAAUGCUAAAAAUUCUUCAGGAAAAUGGAACUAUUAAAAAAUUGCCCAAAUAUGAGAAUUGUUGCUGCAAAAAUCCAUAUUUUUCAAAACAUAGCAUUGGUACCCAAUAAACCCUGUUUGUUACAGUGAUUAACGUGGAAAUAACAAAUAAU
Linepithema humile (Argentine ant) is the source of this 756-nucleotide messenger RNA. The record is from RefSeq and is a predicted model, not a curated record. Lineage: Eukaryota; Metazoa; Arthropoda; Insecta; Hymenoptera; Formicidae.